Molecule: messenger RNA, 777 nt
Organism: Cordyceps fumosorosea ARSEF 2679
Lineage: Eukaryota; Fungi; Ascomycota; Sordariomycetes; Hypocreales; Cordycipitaceae
Exons: 1
Coding region: 1-777 (258 amino acids)
Source: RefSeq, a predicted model, not a curated record
AUGUCCACCGCCGCGACUCUCCAACCAACUCUCAUCCACCACCAGAAGCCCAUUUCUGCUUCUUCUUCGUCUUCUUCUCCGAUCGCACGCUUGGCCGCUCCCUCCCGCAAGACCAUGUCCGUCACGCAGACCUACUACCUAGCCCAUAAGGCCCGCGCCAAGCUCUCGCGCGAGGCCGCCCAGCCCGACCACGACCUGCGCCUACUUGUCGGCCACGCCAACCUGCUCGACUCUCUCAUGAUGGAGCUCGCCGACGCCGAGCGCGAGCAGGAGCGCUGGUUCAACCAGUCCGUCCGCAGCAACACCAAGAAGGCCGCGGCUGACAAGAACAGCCGCCACAUCCAGUGGGCCGACCGCAUCGUCGAGGAGGCCGUCGAGGAGGACGAGUACGAGGCCAACUCGUCUGAUUCGGACUCUGACGACUCCGACUUCGACUACGAGGAGGAGGAUCCAAAGGUCAACACGGCCGUCGUCGUCCCAACUGUCACCGUUCAGCAAGUCGACGCCGAUGAUAUCGAAGAGGAUCUUGAGGAGGACUACGCACAGCUCGAGCUUGUCCGCACACCCUCACACAGCAGCAGCGGCUCACCGCCGGAGCUGCUCAUCGACCAGCACGACUCGGACUCGUCCGACGACGAGUCCAUGCCGCCCUCGCCUGCUGAGGCGCCCCUGCCUUUGCCCAAUGCCAAGGAGCAGCAGCAAGCCUACAGGGAGGAGGAAGAGUACUACAGCCGUCGCAACGCGACCGGCCUGGUGUCCGCCAUUAUGGUCUACUAA